This is a messenger RNA of Xiphophorus maculatus (southern platyfish), 3218 nucleotides long. RefSeq names its product S-adenosylmethionine synthase-like (gene mat2aa). Gene Ontology annotation, cellular component: methionine adenosyltransferase complex; cytosol. Gene Ontology annotation, molecular function: ATP binding; methionine adenosyltransferase activity. Gene Ontology annotation, biological process: S-adenosylmethionine biosynthetic process. The record is from RefSeq and is a predicted model, not a curated record. Bases 186 to 1376 code for a protein of 396 amino acids. The transcript has 9 exons. NCBI's taxonomy places the organism in Eukaryota, Metazoa, Chordata, Actinopteri, Cyprinodontiformes, Poeciliidae.
UCUGCAUCAGUGGACUGUGGGAGUCCAAUAAAUACAGCUCCCUGCUCCGUUAUCGUCCACUUAGCUGGCUGCAGCCCUGGUUGUGUGUCGGCCAAUAAACCCAGGUGAAGGCUGCUGUUGGUGUUACAGUCUCCCCCCAACCUGCAAACAGGACUCUGCUGCUAGCCUGCGUUAGCUUAAACAAAAUGAACGGCCAUCUGAACGGGUUUUACAGCGACUCUCUUCAUGAUGAAGACUGCUUCCUCUUCACCUCCGAGUCAGUGGGAGAAGGUCACCCUGAUAAGAUUUGUGACCAGAUUAGUGAUGCGGUGUUGGACGCUCACCUGAGACAAGACCCUGACGCCAAAGUGGCAUGUGAGACUGUAGCUAAGACGGGGAUGAUCCUGCUUGCGGGGGAGAUCACCUCCAGAGCCACUGUUGACUAUCAGAAGGUCGUCAGGGAGACGAUCAAGGACAUCGGCUAUGACGACUCCUCCAAAGGUUUUGACCAUAAGACCUGCAAUGUGCUGGUGGCUUUGGAGCAGCAGUCUCCUGACAUUGCUCAGGGCGUUUAUCUCGACCGUAAAGAAGAGGACGUUGGAGCCGGCGAUCAGGGUCUCAUGUUUGGUUAUGCCACGGAUGAGACAGAGGAGUGCAUGCCGCUCACCAUCGUCUUGGCUCACAAGCUCAACGCCAAGAUGGCCGAGUUGCGUCGGGAUGGAACGCUGCCGUGGGUCCGACCCGACUCUAAAACUCAGGUGACCGUUCAGUACCGACAGGACCGAGGAGCCGUGGUGCCGCUGCGUGUCCACACCAUCGUGAUCUCUGUGCAGCACGACGAGUGUGUGAGUUUGGAGGAGAUGCGUCACAGCCUGAAGGAACAGGUGGUGAAAGCCGUGGUCCCGUCUGGUUACCUCGACAACGACACCAUCUACCACCUGCAGCCCAGCGGCCGUUUUGUCAUUGGUGGUCCACAGAGUGAUGCUGGUUUGACUGGACGUAAGAUCAUAGUGGACACCUACGGUGGGUGGGGAGCCCAUGGAGGUGGAGCGUUUUCCGGGAAGGACUACACGAAGGUCGAUCGCUCUGCGGCGUACGCCGCUCGCUGGGUGGCCAAAUCUCUGGUUAAAGCUGGACUCUGCAGACGCGUCUUGGUCCAAGUUUCCUAUGCUAUUGGAGUUUCCCAUCCUCUGUCUGUCUCCAUCUUCCAUUAUGGGACCUCUCAGAAGAGUGAGAGAGAGCUGCUGGACAUCGUGAGAAAGAACUUUGACCUCCGCCCAGGGGUCAUUGUGAGGGACCUCGAUCUGAAGAAGCCCAUCUACCAGCGCACGGCUUCCUACGGUCACUUUGGUCGUGAUUUGUUCUCCUGGGAGAUUCCCAAGAAGCUGAAAUACUGAGGCACUCUGAUCCCCAUCACACACACACACACACACACACACCGUCCUGCAGAUAAACUUCUUACCGUCCUCUCCUUCUCCUCUUUGCUUUGUUUUGCUUGUACAUCAGAAAACCAUCCAAUUAGUUUUUGUCAAACUGUUGGAAAAGUUACACUUAUUUCACCUGCUGCACUAUAGUUUUUACUUAUUUAGUAUUAAAAAUUAAGAUUUUUUUAAAGACAGGUUUCAAAGGAACAUUAAACCUACAUCUUGUUGCAGUACAGAUGAACAAAUGAGCCAGUUCUUGCUCUUUGGUGAGCAAAAGGUCAUGUUACAACUUUGUUACAAAUGAAAAUCAGACCACUUUAUUUAUGUAGUUGUGUGCAGCCUCUUCAUUCCAUUGUUUUUUUCUGACGUUUUACAGAGAAGUCAGAAUCUGCUAAUGGUUUUGUGGUUAUGUUGGGCUGCACAGUGGUUUCUAUAUUAUGUAGAUAUUUAUUUUCUAUCCUUAAAUCUCUCUAGGAUUUUUCAAACUUUGUUCAAAAUGUUGACUAAGAUAAAGGCACAAAGAUCACCUUAUUCCUGAAGGCAAACACUCCAUCAUUGCAUCGGUUCAAUGCUCAGAUUUUUUUUAUGUGACGUUUGUUGCAGUGUGAGACCCAGUUGGUGUACUGAAUGUAUUCCUCUUCCUUUUCGACAGUCGGUGUUUGGACGUACCAAAAGUGGAACAGGCUUGACUUUGAAUGUUUGAUCUUCCAGCUUUAAAUUAUAUUUAAAUAAAAUCUAAUCUCCUCUGCUGGAUUUUUCCAGAAAGCCCCUCUCGUCCACUUGCUUCAGCCAGAUAUCAGCUGAAUACCUGGCUAGUUGUCUUUCUCUCUAACUUUUAACCUUGAAAUAUAAAUCACCAGGAUAUGUACUAUAAAAUCUUAGUGCUGUCAGUCCACAGCUUUCAUCUAGGUGGCGCUGUUUCUCUAAAACCUACCGAAGCUAAGAUUUGCCUUCGGUGUCUUCAGCUCAGUACUGUGGUUGUUUAGUAUUUUUAACGAGGAAAUCCUGAUUAUAACUGCUGCCAAAAUAAUAAAACACCAAAAUAUAACCUAAACACUUGCUUUAGUUCGUGGUAAUUUAUUCCUUUCUGCCACUCUGCUCUUUUUAAAAAAAAUAAACUUAUUUAACAGACGAUAUCAGAAGAUGGCUUGGUUCCUACUAGUCAUUAUGACUGUCUUAACAGAUGCGCCUCAGCCAGUCCAGCUUUAACUUGAGAGCGACGGCUGGUGUGUUGAGGAAUCUUCUGUCGGCCAUCUUACUUUUGGCGUGCAGCAGCAGCAGGAUUGGGAGGGGCAGCUGGAGAAACUUUAAGCUCUAAGAUGAGGUUUUUAAUUGAUUUAUCUUGAUACCAUAACGCCACAUAGAGUUUUAGAGCGCUCACUGUAUGUCCAGUUAUCUGGUGUUUUACUUGACUAUUUAUUUCACAGCAUGUCUGCUUUCUCAAACUCAUCCACGACUCGGACAAAUAAUUGGUUGGUGUUGUACAGAGAAACCAGCCUGUUUACAUCGUUUGCAGCUGGGAGUUUGAAAAAGCCGUUCCCCUUCUUUUUGUUAAAUUCAGUGUUUUGUGUAUUAAGUGCCUUUUCUCGUUUGCUGCAAAUGAACCUAAAAUCAUUUUUGUUACCUUCAUGUCUCUCUCUUCUCCUUUCUGGAUUUUCCUCAAAUAAAAAUUCAUACGUCUGACUUGUUUUGAUACGUGCUUCAACUGGUGACCAAAUGUACUCGAAAAUACCAGUGAGCACAUGAAAGCAGAACUGAGUAUUUUGAAGAUUUGGUUGAUGUGAUCACUUCCUUUAUAAAUGGUUUCCAUUCUAA